Molecule: messenger RNA, 595 nt
Organism: Harpegnathos saltator (Jerdon's jumping ant)
Lineage: Eukaryota; Metazoa; Arthropoda; Insecta; Hymenoptera; Formicidae
Product: cold and drought-regulated protein CORA-like
Exons: 3
Coding region: 92-418 (108 amino acids)
Source: RefSeq, a predicted model, not a curated record
CGUGUGGGGGCGUGUGUGUGGGUGCUGUGCGUGCCCGCGUCUCGAAAACGCGGCGGGCCAGGCGCAUAUAUAAGGCCUGCCGCUCUCGGAAAUGGAAUCAGUCUUCAACAUGAUGCGCCCAUUGCAUUUCGUUCUCCUUAUCUCGGCGUUCGCUUUCUUCACGUUCUCCUCUGCCGUGGAGUCGAAAGAAACUAACGUAAAUGCUGAGUUCGAAGCGCCGGCUGCGGCUACGAAUGAUUUAGAAACAGACGCCUCCGCCUACUGGGGAUACGGACGACCAUACGGUGGCUGGUACGGUGGUAGAGGAUAUUAUGGAGGAUAUCCUGGAUAUUUCAGAGGAGGAUGGGGUGGCAGAGGAUACGGAGGCUGGGGUGGCAGAGGAUAUUUGGGAGGUUGGGGGGGCGGUUACUGGGGUUGAUGAUGUGACUCACUACGUUCUAACGUUCAAGUGAUGUCUCAUCACCGUCCACGGCCUUUCUUAUUAAUGUUUGAAUUUUCUAAAACACGCGAAGCGCUCUACGAUAGCUUCGUUAGUUUUGUAAGUUUUACUGGAGUCUCCAUUGCACAAGAACAAAUAAAGAAAAUGUAAAAAAGA